UAUCUGGUGACAAUUGAGGAAAAAAGCAAAGCAACUUUCCUGAGAGCCUACAUGAACUGGAGAUGCAUGUCUGCAGGGAGUUCUCGCGUUUGUGUUCGGAUGGUUGGUCACAAGGUGGAGGAAUCAUACAGCGAAACCUUAAAAGAACAGAUGUCGAUUGUGGAAAUGCCGCUUUCAGAUCCUCCGCUGUGUAUUUCAUGUUGUCCUGUAAAUGGAGAUCUUCUUGUGGGCUGCAAAAAUAAACUGGUCAUGUUCCGUUUGAAAUACCUGGUCAUAAACGAGAAUUUGACUAUGUUAGACUUUGAACGCUCCUUAAUUUUACACAUUCAUGACCUCAUUUAAGUUGCAUUUUGUGCCAGACAUGUAGCCAUAACAACAGAGCUGGAUGUUCUGAUCCUGAAACUGGAACCGAUCCAGCAAAGCGCGGAUGGGACAGAGCAGGGUGCACAUAGAGUUGAUAUGGUAGAAAAGCCUGUGGAUAGAGGUAUGAAAAGUGAAGGCCCUUCACCACAUGGUUUGCAGCUUGAAUUAGAUGAGUUCAUCAUAUGUCAGAAGCCAGUGGAACUGCUUGGAGAAGAAAGUAAACUAUGUGAGAUCCCCGUCACGCUGGAAUCCACAGAGUUGCCGACAGAAGACACAAAGUGCUUCCAAGUGCGGUAUCUGCUUUUCAGACGUUUUACACCUGACCAGUCGCCUUUUGGGUUUUGUGAAGAGACAAAGUUGCACUCUGUUCAGCUGCUUCCUGUGUACCAGACAGGAAGUUCCGUGACAGCCCAUGAAGAAGCUGAGAACAAGAGAGAACUACUGAGUCUCUUUUGCUUUUUCUCCUUACCUCACGUUGGAUAUCUCUACUCUCUUGGGAAGUUAGUAGAACUGAUUUCUACUUAUCAAUAUUCAGAGAAGUCGGAGCAGGCAGUUCUUACUCCACAAUUCCUGCACGUCAUUACAAGUGAGAACCUGCAGUGCUUCACAGUGCGAUGCAGUGCAGCAGCAGCUCGAGAUGAGGAUCCGUAUAUCGAUACGACUGUGAAGGCCUGUCCCCCUGUUGCACUGGAUAUCUGCACAUUAAGAAUGCAGCUUUUUAUAGGACCAAGAGCUAUCUGUCAUUUCAAAAACCAUAUAAUUCUUUUGACUAAGGCAGACACAGAAGAUAUUACUGAAAGAAGAAAGCCUGCAAGAAGGAUGCUCUCCAGAAAGGCUGACGGCAUCAAAUCCAGAACAAAUUCUGAGUCAGAGCCUGGUUGGAAUUUAUAUAUUAUAAACACUGUUUCAACCAUUCAGCUUUACAGAGAAAUGGUAGACUAUAGUAGAACUUACGAAAAUGUAAAAACUGAGAGUUGCAUCCAUCUUCUGAGUGAGGCUCACUUACUGGUCAGAGCAGCUAUAAUGGACCCUCGUUUCGUUAAAUCAGAGGAGAGAGAAGAACUGAUGAGAGCGUUCAGAGAAAGUUGUGCUGCCUUAGGAGACUGCUACAGCAGGUGUGACACAAAGGAUUACCACCUUGCUUUGCCGUACUACAGAAUGUCAGGGUUAUCCAUGACUGACGUUUUAAAGAGACUAGUUUUAGAAGGUGAUGAAAUGCAAACGUAUGAGAGGGGAUUUAUAUUUUACUUAACUCACUCUCUGAAUGAAGACUUAAAUGAAGAAUUAACUAAGGAAUCAGCAAACAGAGUUCUCCGUAUAUUCUAUCAUGCUGACCCUGUGCAGCUGCCUCAUAUCCUCUGCAGCCCCUGCAUGAGAAACACGUGUCCUUUGACAGCUCUGAAGUAUCUUCAGAAAGUAGAACAUGUUAUGCCAUCGGUGGUCCUGACGCUUACUAAGGCUUUCAUGGCUCUGAAAAUGGGAGACCUGACGAUGUACGAACGUGAGAUGGACUCCUAUAAGGAGACAGUACUGGCUUGUGGCUUUGUUGGGCAACCGAAACUCUUGAUACAGCGUAAGGAAGGAAUUGUUACGCCAACCGAGUUUGCUGUUCACCUGAAGGAGAUGCACCCUGGUUUACUAGUGGCUGCUACUGUGGCUUUACAUGAGAACAGUAAAAUCGAACUGGAAGAAGCAGAUACCUUUUUCAAGGCGUUGUGUAGUAACAGUGAAAACGCUGUUCCUCAGCUCUUGGUGGAUUUCUGGGAAGCUCUUCUUGUAGUAUGCUCUCAGGAGGAAAUACUUCAGGAGCUUUUAUUGAGGGUUACUUCUCAGUAUGUUUGGAGAAUACUGAAGAAAGAACGUCCUGAGACUAAGCCAUUGAAAACAACAGAGGAUCUGAUAAACUCCUGUAAUCAUUUUGGAUUGAUUUUCCCGUGGGUAACUUCCAUAAUGUCAGCAGGAUCUCCAUCUGAUAAAGAUUACCGUGAAGAUAUCUCAAGACUACAGUCUCUUUUAUGUAGUCAGUCCAUCAACAUAGCUUCAGCUCUGCCUGUCUUGGAGCCUCUGGCUGAGGCUGACGGUGUUGGCCUCGCCAUCCACGUUCUGUGUAGCACCCGUCUAGGCAAGUAUGAGGAAGCCAUUGACCAGCUUCUUCAAAGGUGUCCCAGUGCAGCUGUAGCGUAUGCUCAGCACGAGCUGAAAGGUGACAGUCGGGCUGUCUGGUGGAACAAGCUGCUUCCUGAACUUUGCAAGAGAACCAGACUUACUGGAAAUGACUGCCCUGUUCUUAUUUCAUCACUGAGAGAAACUUUAUCAGUUGUUGCAAUGGAACUUGAACUAAGGGAUUUCCUCAGUCUUGUACCAGAGGAUGGGACUGCAGCAUUUUUCCUGCCCCAUCUUCUUCACUGCAGCCAGAGGAAGCUGCUGACCUAA
Molecule: messenger RNA, 2796 nt
Organism: Apaloderma vittatum (bar-tailed trogon)
Lineage: Eukaryota; Metazoa; Chordata; Aves; Trogoniformes; Trogonidae
Gene: HPS3
Product: Hermansky-Pudlak syndrome 3
Exons: 16
Biological process (GO): organelle organization
Cellular component (GO): cytoplasm
Source: RefSeq, a predicted model, not a curated record